Messenger RNA from Nelumbo nucifera (sacred lotus), 1572 nucleotides. NCBI's taxonomy places the organism in Eukaryota, Viridiplantae, Streptophyta, Magnoliopsida, Proteales, Nelumbonaceae. The record is from RefSeq and is a predicted model, not a curated record.
AUGGAUCUCACAUGCAUGCCCAUCAAUGCAAUAGCAAACUUGUUCAUUCCCCAAGGGCUAGCAGUAGUAGUAGUGAUAGUGUCUGUACUAAAGCUCUGGUAUGGACAGCAGAGGCUACCGCCCGGUCCACCGGGGCUGCCAGUUCUCGGCAACCUUCACAUGUUGGGCCAACUUCCCCACCGUGACCUCCAUCGGUUGGCCAACAAGUAUGGACCCAUAAUGUAUAUGCGGCUAGGUCUGGUGCCAACGGUAGUGGUGUCGUCGCCGGAGGCUGCCGCCUUGUUCCUCAAGACACACGACCUUGCCUUUGCCAGUCGACCCACCCUGAAGGCUUUUGAAUACAUGGCAUACGGGUCCAAGGGCUUGGCCUUCUCCAAAUACGGGCCCUAUUGGCGCUUCAUUCGCAGACUCUGCACCACAGAACUGUUUACCGACUCAAAAGUUCAUUCCUUCAAAGCCACGAGGAAAGAGGAGUUCGCCCACUUCUGUACUUCACUCAAGCAAGCUGCUGAGGCUGACAUGAUCGUGGAUCUCAAGGAGAAGAUCUGAUCCCUAAUUGAGGACAUGAGUUUCCGGAUGAUAAUAGGUAGCAAGCACAGUGACUUCAGUCUUAAACCAGUUGUCCGAGAAUUCUUUAGGUUGGGUGGUACCUUCAACCUAUCUGAUUACAUCCCUUUUGUCGUUGCACUUGAUCUCCAGGGAUUGGCUCGCCGGAUGAAAGAAGUCAGAGUGAGAUUCGAUGAGAUAAUGGAGAAGAUCAUCGACCAGCAUGAACAAGAUGCUAAAGAAGAGAAGGACCACAAUAGGGACUUGGUGGAUACAAUGUUGUCGUUGAUGGCAGAGGCGUCGUCGUCGUCGAAAGAUGAACAACAUGAACAGUCCUCUGGCGAUUAUUGCAACAUGGAUCGGACGGAUAUCAAAGCAAACGUACUGAACAUUAUCGGGGGUGCAAUAGACUCAUCGGCAGCCACGAUCGAGUGGGCAUUCACGGAGCUGCUCAGGCAUGAGCAGGUAAUGAAAAAUGUCCAACAGGAGCUGCAGCGCGUAGUUGGGAUGAACCGGGCGGUGGAGGAGGAUGAUUUAGCAAAGCUAGAGUACUUGGACAUGGUGGUGAAGGAAAGCUUGAGGCUUCAUCCUCCAGGCCCAUUCCUACUCCCACGAGAAUCCAUAGAAGACACCACUGUAAAUGGAUACCACAUACCCAAGAACUCUCGAGUCAUUAUAAACGUUUGGUCUAUUGGGCGGGACACCAAUGUGUGGUCUGAAGAUGCUCACCAAUUCAACCCUGAAAGGUUUAGAGGUUCGACUGUAGAUGUGUUUGGCCAGGAUUUCCAACUUAUCCCAUUUGGUUCAGGUCGAAGAGGUUGCCCAGCUAUAAAAUUGGGCCUCACUGUGGUUCGCCUAGUGCUAGCGCAAUUGGUGCACUGCUUUGACUGGAGGCUUCCUAAUGCCAUGUUACCUGCAGCAGAUUCCUUGGACAUGACGGAGAAGUUCGGCAUAUCGAUGUCAAGGUCUAGUGAUUUGCUUGUCAUUCCCACUUUUCGCCUUAAGAACAACUUUGGCUCCUUUUAA